Crotalus tigris (Tiger rattlesnake) is the source of this 2421-nucleotide messenger RNA. RefSeq names its product vomeronasal type-2 receptor 26-like. The transcript has 6 exons. Gene Ontology annotation, biological process: G protein-coupled receptor signaling pathway. Gene Ontology annotation, molecular function: G protein-coupled receptor activity. The coding region runs from base 1 to 2421 and encodes 806 amino acids. The record is from RefSeq and is a predicted model, not a curated record. Lineage: Eukaryota; Metazoa; Chordata; Lepidosauria; Squamata; Viperidae. Gene Ontology annotation, cellular component: membrane.
AUGGUCCCAAAUGAUGAAAACCAGUACAUGGGAAUUAUCCGUUUGCUUCUACACUUUGGCUGGACAUGGGUGGGUCUUUUUACAGGAGAUGAUGAUAGUGGAAAAUAUUUCUUGCAAAGCAUGGAAGCAUUGUUUUCCCAGUAUCGAAUCUGUUUAGCCUUCGUUCAGGUGUUUCCACGCCAAGGCCGUGUCUUGUCCAGUGAUGAUAUGGGUACAUUUGGAAAUCUCCAUGUAUCUGUUAUGGAUCAGAGGGCCAGAGCAUUUAUCAUCUAUGGAGAUACCAUGAAUCUUAUGUGGUUAAUUAACUAUAAUAUUCUUCUAGUUUCUGAUCAUGCAUAUUUUGGGAAGGUGUGGAUCAUGACAGCUCAGAUGGUAUUUGCAGUAACAGGAGUGACCAGACGGAUGGAUUUUCAAAUGUUCCAGGGUGCCAUAUCCUUGGCAAUUCAUUCCAAACAACCUCAGGAAUUCCAGAUGUAUUUUCAGAAGAAAAAUCCAUACAAGCCUGAAGGUGAUGGUUUUGUCCAGUUGUUCUGGGAACAGGUUUUUGAAUGUUCAUUUCCAAAUUCUGGGGAAUCAUUGGAGCAGGAUGAACUAUGUACUGGGAAGGAGAACCUGGCUAAGCCUCCUCAGUCUGUUUUUGAAGUGAGAAUGAAUGGCCACAGCUACAGUAUUUACAAUGCUGUCUAUGCGGUAGCCCAUGCUCUUCACGCAAUGCAUUCAUCAAAGACUAAAUACAGAGUAAGAAUGGGGGAGCAAAGAUCUGAGUUUGAAGACAUGCAACCUUGGCAGUUACAUGCAUUUCUUCAAGGGAUAUCAUUUAACAAUUCAGCAGGAGAGAACAUUAAUUUUAAUGGAAAAAGAGAAAUUGUUGCUGGAUUUGAUAUAAUGCACAUGAUUUUAUUUGCAAAUAACUCCUUCCGUAAAGUCAAAAUUGGAUGGUUGGAACCAAUGGCUUUUGAAAGAGAACAAUUCUUCAUAGAUGAUGAAAUUAUUGAAUGGCCAAGCUCCUUUAAUCAGGUAUGUCCUAUUUCUGUGUGUAGUGACUCAUGCCCACCGGGGUUUCAGAAACGAAAGAAGGAAGGGCAGAAAUUUUGUUGCUAUGACUGUUCACCUUGUCCAGAAGGAAAGAUCUCAAACAAGACAGACACGGAUGAAUGUAUGCAGUGCCAAGAUGAUCAGUAUCGAAGCCAGAGCAAUGACAGCUGUUUCCCCAAAAUAAUAACCUUUCUUUCGUAUGAAGAACCAUUAGGAAUGGGUUUAGUCUCAAUUGUCCUUUGUUUUUCACUGGUCACGGUCUUGGUGUUUAUUACUUUUAUUAAACACAGUGAUACCGCCAUAGUCAAAGCCAAUAACCGAGAACUCACCUAUAUUCUUCUUUCCUCUCUCCUGCUCUGCUUCCUCUGCUCUCUUUUAUUCCUUGGCCAUCCCCACAAAGUCACUUGCCUCAUUCGUCAUGUUGCUUUUGGUAUCAUCUUUACUGUAGCAGUUUCUUGUGUGUUGGCCAAAACCAGCACUGUGGUUCUUGCUUUCAUGGCCACUAAACCAGGAUCCAAUGUGAGGAGGUGGGUGGGAAAAAGUCUGGCCAACACCAUUAUCCUUUUCUGCUCUCUCAUUCAAGCUAACAUUUGCACUGUAUGGCUUGCCAUUGCUCCUCCAUACCCCAGGUUGGACAUGAAAUCCCUGCCAAGCGAGAUGAUAGCAGAAUGCAAUGAAGGCUCUACCUUUAUGUUUUACUUUGUCUUAGGCUACAUGGGACUUCUGUCCAUCAUCAGCUUCAUAGUGGCUUUCUUAGCUAGAAAUCUGCCAGAUGCUUUCAAUGAAGCCAAAUUCAUCACUUUUAGCAUGCUCAUGUUUUGCAGUGUUUGGCUAACUUUUAUCCCAACUUAUUUGAGCACUAAAGGCAAAUAUAUGGUAGCUGUGGAGAUCUUUUCCAUUUUGGCCUCUGGGGCUGCCUUAUUAUUCUGUAUCUUUUCUCCAAAAGUUUAUAUUAUCCUGCUGAGACCUGAGCUGAAUAAUAAGGAGGGAUUGAUAAGGACAAAUAAUAAACCAAUGAUGGUGACAAAGUUCUAUCAGCAUGUUCUGACUUUGGCAUUUGCUGUGAAUGAGAUCAAUGAAAAUGCAAACAUCUUGCCAAAUCUAACACUAGGAUUUCACAUAUAUGAUAGCUAUUAUGAUGCACGUAUGACCUACUGGACCACCCUUGACCUGCUUUUCAAAUCACAGAGAUUCCUCCCAAAUUACAAAUGUGAUCCAGAAAGACAUCUUAUAGCUGUCAUUGGCAGAAUGAGUUUGGACAUCUCAACCCAUAUGGCAGACUUCUUAAAUCUCUACAAGAUUCCACAGAAAGAGCAGGAAGAACUGAUGAAGAGAGUGACUAAUUCAUGGAUUGAUUAUCCAAAUGUAGUUUCUGAAGUAAAGUAA